Messenger RNA from Chenopodium quinoa (quinoa), 1756 nucleotides. Its product is annotated as putative GPI-anchor transamidase. The record is from RefSeq and is a predicted model, not a curated record. Gene Ontology annotation, molecular function: GPI-anchor transamidase activity. Gene Ontology annotation, biological process: attachment of GPI anchor to protein; protein localization to cell surface; proteolysis. Gene Ontology annotation, cellular component: GPI-anchor transamidase complex. The coding region runs from base 163 to 1377 and encodes 404 amino acids. The transcript has 11 exons. NCBI's taxonomy places the organism in Eukaryota, Viridiplantae, Streptophyta, Magnoliopsida, Caryophyllales, Amaranthaceae.
AAAUAAAAAAUAAAUAAAAAAAAAAAAUUGCAGUAUUACUCUGAUGGGUGAAAAAAGGGAAAAUGUGGGGCUAGUUUGAACAAGAGCAUGCCUUCUCUUUUGUUUGCGAUCUCUGAAGUCUGAAGCUUCAAAGCUUCGAAAUUUUCUUCAAAUUGCAUAUUAAUGGCAAUAAAGAUGAAUCAAGUCUUACCCAUUUUUGUUCUUCCCUUAUUAUUAUUGCUUUCAUUGGAUGAUUACAAUGUUGUUGCUGCUGAAUCGAGUUCAUCUACUUCCACCACAAUGCACACCAAUAACUGGGCUGUUUUAGUCUGCACCUCUCGAUUUUGGUUCAACUAUCGACACAUGGCCAAUACCUUAUCCUUGUAUAGGACCGUUAAGAGACUAGGGAUACCGGAUGAGAGGAUAAUACUUAUGUUAGCUGAUGACAUGGCUUGUAAUGCAAGAAAUAAGUACCCUGCUCAAGUUUUCAACAAUGAAAACCAUCGACUUAAUUUGUAUGGAGACAAUGUUGAGGUUGAUUAUCGAGGUUAUGAGGUGACUGUCGAAAACUUCAUGAGGGUUUUAACAGGGCGACAUGAAGAUGCUGUUCCAAGGUCCAAACGGUUGUUAAGUGAUGAAGGAAGCCAUAUACUUUUGUAUAUGACUGGUCAUGGUGGGGAUGAAUUUUUGAAGUUUCAAGACUCUGAGGAACUUCAGAGCCAUGAUUUAGCAGAUGCAGUGAAACAAAUGAAAGAAAAGCAUAGAUUCAAGGAGCUUUUGAUAAUGGUUGACACUUGCCAAGCUGCCACUCUUUUCAACCAGCUACAAUCACCUGGUGUUUUGGCAAUUGGGAGCAGCAUGAAAGGGGAAAAUUCUUAUUCUCACCACUUGGAUUCAGAUGUUGGAGUUUCUGUUGUAGAUCGCUUCACUUAUUAUACCCUUGCUUUUUUUGAAAGGCUAAAUAUGUAUGACAAUGCCUCCUUGAGCAGUUUGUUCAAUUCUUACAAACCAAAUUUGCUCAUGUCGACUGCAUACUACCGAACUGAUUUAUACAAGCGCAAUUUAGAAGAGGUUCCUGUGACAAAUUUCUUUGGCUCAGUCAUGGAAACAAUUCACACGAAGUCUGCGUAUAAAGCAUUCUCAAACAAGAAUUUAGGCAGGGAUAUUAGAAGCAUGUCACAUGAGCAGCAAGCUGACUUGCAGAAACAAAGAGAGCUGCUAGCUGACAGUGAUUUGGAAACUAUCUCUUACACAGUGGAUCAAGUUUGCCCUAUUCACAAGAUGUGGGCUACUCUGCAAAACAAAGUCGAUAGUAUAGUUGAUGUAGAAACUUUGGUGAAUCGUGGAUUGUUGUUUAUGCUACCUUUGGUAGCAAUUACAACUUGGCUAUCGCAUUGAGCUGUCACACUAGCUUCAAACCAGCAGCCAGCAACUCAACAUAUUCAGACUGAAGCAAAGCUACAUUAUUAGCUUUUGCAAGUCCUCAUUCGAGCAGUUGUGAUGUCAGUUGCUCAAAGGAAGAAGCCUUGAAGACCCCAUAUGAUUAAUUGUUACGAUGCUUUCUGCUUUUUUAUUGGUUAGAAGAUCUAGUUAGUUUGUGCUGUAUAGAUAGAGGUCUUAUUCUUCUUCUUUGUCAGGACUCAGGAUGCAAUGCGUCUUAAAAUUAACAUUCUUUGGCCCAGUUGUGGGAAGUCGACUACAUUCACUUGGUGUUUAGUCAUGUUCCUAUAACUAUAAUCUGCUAAUUGCAACAAAACUUUGGUGUUAUUCUGUAGAA